This is a messenger RNA of Tarenaya hassleriana, 2122 nucleotides long. Its product is annotated as membrane protein of ER body 1. Lineage: Eukaryota; Viridiplantae; Streptophyta; Magnoliopsida; Brassicales; Cleomaceae. The transcript has 8 exons. The record is from RefSeq and is a predicted model, not a curated record. Bases 73 to 1719 code for a protein of 548 amino acids.
GUUUCACGUUUAAUACCUAAAACAUCGUUGUCGUCUUCCUCUCUCGUCUCUUCUUCUUCUUCUUCGUCUCUAAUGGAAUCCAUCGCCGUUCUUCGAGAUCCCAUCGUGACCAUUCUCGGCGAAGAAGCCGGAGGAAUGGGUACCAGCUGUACCGACACUGUCCUUUCAGAUGAGCAAGAAUCGGAUCGAGGGUUUCAUGGCGCCGAGAGGAGUUUCGGCGUUGACUUCGACAAAGAACGAGAAUCUGGUGUUCAAGAAUCCCAGACUGAUGAAAACAUGGAUGGUUUGAGUGACAAAGACAAGAACCCAACUCCUGAAACUGAGGAUCUCAGCGACAAAGAUUCACCUACAGAAUCUGAUGCUGAUACCACAAGAACUCGGCCGAAAACUGAAGCUGUGGAAGGUUAUGAUGCCGAGACUGUGAUAAAGAACCAACAGAUGUAUUAUCUGUACUGUCCCUGCUGCGGCAAAGACAUCACCAACACUGUCAGAGUUGUCAGAAAAUCGGAGUUCCAAAAAGGCGAGGAAAAGGUUGUCCCAGAGCCAGUUCCUACUAGUGUUCUCGAUGUCAGCAACCGGAGACCGAAGACCACUGUCCGGGAUUUUAUAUCGUGGUUCCUUCACAUAGCUGUGUUGUUAUUCCUUUACAUCGUUGCACUGUCGUUCCUUUACAUAUUCGCUCUGUGGUUUAUUUUUGUUUCUCCGGAGGAAUUGCCUUCCGCUUCCUCUCCACACUUCAUUUCCAUUUUCACGCUGUUGUUCAUCGCCAUAUUGGCACUAUGCUACCAAUUCAAUCCUGGCAACAAUGAGAAGAAAGAUGCUGAAAAGGUUACGACAAUGCCAUCUGGUCCGAGCAGAUUCGAUGACAGUAAACAAGGGAACAAUGAGCCAAGCCACCCUUCUGGAGAUAACGAGUCGAGCAUGUUGCAAAAUGACGAGGGUGUCUUGCCAAGUGAACAACCUUCCGACAUAAAUUCUGUAAAUGAAGAAGGAAAAGAUACCGCCGAACCUUCUACCCCGAAAAUAUCAAAACCUGAUGUUGAGACAGAACAGGGUCCUGAUGGGGCCAAUGAGACAGAAUCCGACGGUCUGCCAGUUAGGCCAGAGAUCCCGGGCAAUGUACCUGGGAAAGGCAGAAAACUUGAAAUCUUGAAUAGCGUCGUCUAUGGAGGCCUAUUAGAAUCCAUCACAAGCUUAGGUAUUGUGUCAUCCGCCGCUGGUUCUGGUGCUUCAACUUUGAACAUUUUCGUCAUGGGAUUGGCAAAUCUGUCUAGCGGGGUUACACUUAUUGUUCACAAUCUUCUUGAACUCAGAAACGAGAAACCCAGAAGAACAGAAACAGGUGAGAAGGAAGAAGAUCGAUACGAGCAGACCCUCGGAAGAAGAGACAAGUUCUACCUUCACAUGUUCAUAGUGAUCGUAUCAUUCAUCGUCUUCGGGAUAAUCCCUCCUCUGGUCUACGGCUUCUCAUUCCGAGGAACGGACAAGAGACACUACAAAGCAACAGCUGUUCUGGCAGCAUCUCUUGUAUGUAUCAUCUCUCUCGCCAUUGCCAAAGCUUACGUCUCAAGGACAAGGGAGUAUUUCAAGACGGUGUUUGGAUACACGAGACUAGCAAUGGGAGCGUCGGGAGUUUCUUACAUUGUUGGUGAUUUUUUGAAUAAUCUGCUUGAAAAGUAUGGCCUUUAUGAUGAUGUCGGAGAAGCUCGACGAAGGUGACUGUGUUUUUCCGACACAAUCUAUUGUAUACAGAUAAGAGUGAAACCGUUCUUGGAACUGGAAACUAGGAGGAAACAAUGGCAGGUUACCCAUUCUUGGCUUCAUCCAUAUGAAGCCUGCGAAAAUUUAUUUUUGUUUUUAAAAAAACUCACUGUUGAUAUCUGAGAUAGGACGACGACGUUUCACGAGCUCAGGACCGCCAAUGCGCUCGACAAACACUUACCAGAUAAUUAGAUAUUCUUCGAGUGCUUCUUCCUGAUUUUUUUACUCUUCUCUUUGCAACUUUUUCUUUUUUGUUUCAUCAUCGCUUCAUCCGUUCAGUGUGCUGCAAAAAUCCGUCUCCUUUUCCGCAUGUUGUAAUAAUUGCGGAAUCCGCGAAAAAACCCAUCUCAAAGUUUGAAUC